Molecule: messenger RNA, 3583 nt
Organism: Lytechinus variegatus (green sea urchin)
Lineage: Eukaryota; Metazoa; Echinodermata; Echinoidea; Temnopleuroida; Toxopneustidae
Product: pre-mRNA-splicing factor ATP-dependent RNA helicase PRP16-like
Exons: 11
Coding region: 121-1974 (617 amino acids)
Biological process (GO): mRNA splicing, via spliceosome
Cellular component (GO): spliceosomal complex; intracellular anatomical structure
Molecular function (GO): RNA binding
Source: RefSeq, a predicted model, not a curated record
UACCUCGUAGUCGUACACCGGACCGCGGUUGACCCAGGAUUUAGAAGUAGUCGGCAAACAUCGCUUUAUUGCUUAAGUAAUAUUUGCCGAAACUCCUCGCUACUCACCAGGAUCCGAAAUAUGGCUGAUUCAAUUCAUCGUCUUGAAGGACUUUCUAAUCAGGUUGGUGGGUUGGUCGUCAAGAAGAAAUUAAACUCUGAUCCGGAUUUCAAAGCCCCACCAUCAAGAUCUUCUGUUUUAGGCUUAGAUGUCCUUGCUGCCCAGAAGCGCAAACUGAAAGAUGUAUCAGAAAGAGAAGUAGAGGAAGAAAAAAGUAGGAGGUCAAAGGUCACAUCUUACCGAGAUGAGUGGGAGAACGAUUCUGAUUCAGAAAGUGAUGACAGUAAUGAUUCAGAUGAAGAGGAUACGAAAUCAAGGAAGAAGAGGAAACAUACUAUUCUGAAAAGACAUUACCGAGCUCCUCACUUAGAGACACCAUCACACACUGGAGGAGUGAGUUCAGAGGCAAUGGAGAGACAACAACGUAGAGAAAAGGAGAGUAGGAAAGGAGUUGUUUAUGCUUCAUCCAACAAUGAUGAUAGAAAAGGCAGGGGAUCAAGAGAAUGGUAUGAAAGAGAUAAGUACAGGGAUAGAGACAGGGGAGGUGGAAGGCAUAGAGAGAAAUAUAAAGAAUUGGAUAGAAACAGAGAUAGAAAUAGACGAGACAGACCUCAUGAUCGCCGUGCAGACCGCAGAGAUUCUGAGAGAGGGAGUCGCAGUGAUAGAAGUGACAGGAGUGUUAGAAGCAAUUGGGAGCGUACUCCUCGGGCUGAUGAUGAUCUUUUGACUCCAAGAAUUUCAAGAGGUAUUGAGACACCAUCUCGUACAAGUUGGGAGGAAGAGGAUGAUGUGCCAAAGAAAGCACCAUCACAAUGGGACCAACCAACACCCAAGAUGUCAAGUCAACACAAUGAUCUUAGUGAGAGACGAGAUAGAAGUGAACGUGGUGACAGAAAAGAUAGAUCUAGUAGGAAAGAUGGAGACAGGUCACGUCAUAGAAGAAAGGAAGAUGAAACCCCCAUGUUGACCCCAGCUCAUCGCUACAACUCAUGGGCUAGCAAUCGCAAGAAGAGUGGUGCCACACCACAAGUCAAAGGUGGAGACACGGUCACAAGAUUCAAGUCAGAAGAAGAACAGGAAUUAUGGGAAGAAGAGCAGAAGAAAAUUGAUCGGCAGUGGUAUGGAUCUGAUGAGGGUUAUGAUGAAUCUAACAAUCCAUUUGCUGCUGUCCCUGUGGAGUAUGCAGAAAAGAAAGAACGUGAUCUAGCUACCCAGAAAGCAAAGAGAAUAUCAGCUCAACAAAGACAGAUUAACAAGGACAAUGAUAAAUGGGAGACUAAUCGUUUAUUGACCAGUGGAGUUGUCCAACAGAUUGAGUAUGAGGAUGUGGUUGAUGAGGAGACUGUGAACAGGGUUCAUCUUUUAGUUCACAACAUAGUACCUCCCUUCCUAGAUGGUAGGAUAGUAUUCACCAAGCAACCAGAACCUGUUAUACCUGUCAAGGAUAAUACAUCUGACAUGGCACAGAUUGCUCGGAAAGGCAGCAACGUAGUGAAGAAACAUAGAGAACAGAAGGAGAGAAAGAAAGCACAGCAUAAACACUGGGAGUUAGCUGGUACUAAACUUGGAGAUAUCAUGGGGGUCAAAAAGGAAGAUGAAAAGGGAACUGAAGAAGAGAAUAUUAACUACAAGUCCCAGCAGCAGUUUGCUGAUCACAUGAAAGAGAAAACUGAAGCAUCAAGUGCCUUUGCUAAGCAGAAGUCAAUACGGGAGCAGCGUGAAUACCUACCUGUGUUUGCUGUUCGUCAAGUGUUGCUUAAUGUGAUUAGAGAUAAUAGUGUGGUGAUUAUCGUUGGAGAGACAGGUUCUGGUAAAACAACUCAACUCACUCAGGUAGGUUACAUAACAGACCCUGGUGGAGUAUUGAUCCAUUAGUUGAAAAAAAAAUGCCAAAUAAGGAAGUGAGGAGUGAAGAAAAUUUUUGAUAGUUGACUUUAUUUUAUACAUUUCACAUAAUUAUGAACAUAAUACAAAAAAAAUAUAAUAGAUGAAGAACUAACAUGGUUUACAAAUCAGAAGUGGCAUCAUUCACUAAAUUAAAUAAUACAGCAAUUUGAAAUCAAAGACAAUUUAAAAUAUGGUGAAAUGUGAGGGAACCUGCAUAAAAAAGCAACGCUUGUUCAGUCUGCAGGAUCCCCCCCAAAAAAUAAAUAAUAUCUUUUCCCAUAUUUUUGCCCCUAUGGGCAAUUUUUUGUCUCACCCACCAGAGGUGAAGGCAAGACUUGGGGAUCCAAAUGUUGUCCAUCUGUCCAUCACAAACAUGACACAUAACCAUUGGUCACUUUUCAACCAAACUAUGAUGAUAGAUGUUCUUAGGGGACCUGAAGAAAGAAGCCAGUGGCUUUCCAUAUAAGGUUGUAACUCCAGAAACAAAUUGACCCCUCGCCAUCUCUGUGUGUGGGUGUGUUUGUGUGUGUGAGAUAGAGAGAGAAAGAUAGCGGUAGGAGCAAGAAUCCAUUCAUGUAUCAAGACAAUGCAAUCUCUUUUAGCCCUGGCCUCUCCCCCACUCAAUGAAAUUUUACAGUAAGUAAAAAUCACCACAUGCCUGUCUGUCUCAAAGAAUACUUCAUGAAUGAGUUGUUUAUAGAGACACAAAUUGGUCAUUGAGUUCUUUCCGUCUUCCUCGUUCAGUCAUUUUAAUUUCUGAAAUAUUUGUCUGAACAAAAUCAUUGUGAAUUAGAUAGUAAUCCGAAAUGCAAAUUACUGAUAUUCAUAGACAUGAUCUUCAGUGACUUUCAGAGAGAGAUGAACGGUUGCGUAUAAAUGCCCUUUUCCAUUUCUGACACAUAAACGUUUAUCCACUCUAUAAAUGUCUCCCCCCCCCACAGCUCAUCAAUGGAAUGAAUAAAUGGCACUAGCCCAUUUCUUUUUCAAUCUGUUAUCAAUCGAUAUUCAACGGGGUGCGCCCAGUGUGCUACUUCUUGUGUUUUGUCUCUAAAGAAAACUCCUUCACACCUCUUAUAACUUUCAACCUCUCAAAGGACAAAUUCACGCUAUUAGAAUGGUGGCUGGGGGGUGGGGGUGGCUUAUAGUGGUCCUAUAGGCAUGUAGGUAACACAACUUAUUUAGUUUUGAAUAAUUCUUUAUUAUAUACAGGACUAUGAUGCUCAUAGGACUAUAUAGUUUUUGGAUGAGACAUUAACACCAACUAUUUACGAGAUAUGAAAUUUCUUGUGUAAUAAGCAAUGAUAGGCAAGUGGUAUGGUAUAUACAUAAAUUGUAAAGUAUGACUUGGAGAGCAGAAAUUAAUAAUAGAACAAAAUACAUUAGAGCUGUAAACAUCCCUAUGAAGAGAUAAAGAUGAUAAAAUGGAAACAGUAGUGGCAAGGGGGUAUUUACCCCCCCCCAAAAAAAAAAAUAAUAUGGAAAAACAAUGUUUUGUAAAUGCUGUCAUGUCAUAAGCAUCCUUUAUACCAAAGCUGUGAUACGAUUUAAACAAAAAGGCCCGUAUUCUGAAGUCCGGUUUAACUUUAACUCGGGUUUA